AUGGCAGAUCCUCUCAGCAUCGCAGGAUCUGUGGUAGGCAUCAGUGCAGCCGGCGUACAAGCCUCUGUGAAGCUUUAUGCACUCGCGGAAAAGGUUGCGACAGCCAGUCAAAGAGUUACAAGCAUCGCAGACGAUGUCAGCAGCACAUGCGCUAUUCUCAACCAAGUGCGUGAACUCAUUAUCCCUCAGCCUGACGCACAAGGCACUCUCAAAUCGGUAUUCAACUCUACCGGUCUGCACGACAUCUCACAUGGUCUUCAGCGCUGUCGAUCGGCUUUCACGGAGAUCGAAGCUCUCUUGCGUCGUGCAUUUGAGCAAGUGGGGAAGCGGCCUGCCUUGCGUUCGAAGAUAGAACUGUCCCGCUUUGAGAAGGCCAAAUGGCCUUUUUUGCAGCCGCAAUUUGACGAACUACGCAACGAUCUACGAGAUGCGAAAGGGAAUCUUAUUCUUAUGAUCGCUGUGGCUAGUCUUGCCCUUGCGCAAAGAGAUGGGCGUCAGCGACCGAUCCAUGAAACGGAGAGACUGGAGCUCGGGUCAACUAUUGUGCAGCUGCAACAAGCACGUAUAAGCAAGCCAAGUGAUCAGAAGGGUCUCGAAAGGUCUCAGGAAGAGAAAAGGGGAUGGCAACAACGCUUUGAUAAGCCAACAACAGUCGAUUCAGUGGGAGACACAAGAUCCGAACAAAGUUCAACCGCAUGUCUUCAUCGCGACUUUAAGCAAUUCCUUCCGGAAUCAGCUGCUCAAUACAGGGCACAACAGCAGGCUGCGAAGAAUGCUGCCGAAGACGCAGUCAUGCUCAGCAUGGUACAAGGUGGAUCAGGGUAUGACGCGGUCGGAACUGUGAAAUCUACGAAAGCUACUCCACUCAGUGUGCAAGGAAAUACUAAAUCCAUACCGCUGGUCAGUGAGAGCACCAGCGGCCCAUAUUCGGCUGAUGCCGAGAUUGAUGUUGCAAACGUGUCUUUGCCAUCCAUCGGCAAUGCCAAAAUGCAAGAGCGAUGGAAACCUGACAUGGUCAAUCGAUCUAUCGAAGAAGCAAAUACCAACUUGGCUAUUCUACAACAUACUACAAGAGCCACAGCAUACUUCGGACGACAGACAGGCAACUUUUCGGGUUCGCUCCAAGAAUCCCAUGCACCUGAGCACAAGAUCUCUCCAACUCCAGCACCUGCAAUGUCAGGUUCAGAUUGGAGUGCAGUAGCCGAGGUCUAUAAAGAACAGCCUGGAGCGACAGCCUCUACAGCUGCGCCGUCAGCCCAGCGCGCGAGCGAGAAUACACUCUACUAUUGCGGGUGGAUUACAAGACAUCUCCAAGGGCUCGCAACUGGUUUUGGAGACUCUGUCUCUAUUACACAGAUGAAUUUACCGGAUCAAUCGCUCGAAAAACUGGUCAAAAGCUAUGCCGACGCAGGUCUCGAUCCUCACAUAAGCUUACUGGACCUCACUGAUCAACAGCAAGACAUGAUCAAGCAGGCGAUGAAAACCAAUCCUGGCGCAGAAGUAGUAUAUGUCAAUGUUUCGCGCGAUAUCAAGGUGUCCAGCGUGUUUGGUAUGCUGGAUAUAAGCGGACUCAAGUGGAUUGCUGCAUCUAGAAAACCUUGGUUGAAGCUUGGAUCAAUGGCACAGAUCAGUCACAUCUCUCCGCAGCCCGCUCCCCCUCCAUCUACUAGACUCCCGCCAUGGCUUCCGGGGAAGCCAUUGCCGGCCCCUUUCGCAAAGACCACUGAGCCUGUUUCUGCAACACAGAGUGGGCAAUCUUUUGGACAUGGACCUCCACCUACCCAGCCUUAUGACUACAUGUCGUCUUCCGUCAACUCCAGACCUCAUCCGCCAGCGCCACCUUCCGAAGAACAGCGUGCAGACAGACGCGCGAAAGAAAGGGCAGAAAAGCACCUAGCUGAGAAGGAAAAGGACCGAGCAGUAGCUAGAGAGGAGUCUCGCCGUCUCAAAGAUGAAGAACGACGUCUUAGGGAAGAAGAACGCCUGAUCGAAUUCGAGAAGGCGCAGGUGCGUAGUGAGAGGCAGAUUGCAGAAGCUCGAGAACGAGAUGAAGAACUGGCGGCAACUCUCAAGAGCCAACAGGAGAAACUUAGCUACUAUUUCCCGCGUAGCAGUGACCUCUCGCCUUCAAUAGCUUGCCACGAUAGCGUUACCUCGCUUCCAGCUGAGUGGGGUCAAACUCCCAGCAAGCGUCGCACAAGCAUGUCGCAACCAAACCCUCCAGCAUUUGAUACAGGAUAUGAGCAAUCCUCACAAUACCCACAAUCGUACGCUCAGCAAUAUCAAGCGCCCAUAGAAGAGAACGGAGAAGAUAUCGUAAAUGAGCUCCUUGCUCGAUGGACGACUCUGGAAAAUCUGGUGGAAGGGUCUCAUCAGAGACCUGACUAUAGGUUAAAAGACGACAAAUACGCGAGGUAUAGUCGUCGAUAA
Alternaria arborescens is the source of this 2430-nucleotide messenger RNA. RefSeq lists its product as hypothetical. The record is from RefSeq and is a predicted model, not a curated record. NCBI's taxonomy places the organism in Eukaryota, Fungi, Ascomycota, Dothideomycetes, Pleosporales, Pleosporaceae. The transcript has a single exon. Bases 1 to 2430 code for a protein of 809 amino acids.